UUUUUUUCCUCGUUUUUUUUUUUUUUCUUUUUUGGGGGGGGUCUCUGCAGGAACCCGCGCCGGAGACGAUAGACCAGGAUGCUGCCACACUGUUCUUAACCAUCUUCAGUUCGACCGAAGGCCGCCGUAACCUCAUUCUCGCCUCCCAAACGUCGACAACUGUUUGUCAGCCAUGUCUAACAUAAACAAUGCACUUUGCAUCGAAAAUGGACAGAACGCAGAUGUGUCUCUCUUACAAAAGGAUAAUCUUCAGGAUGGUGGAUUAAGCCAGCUUUUGGAUUAUAACGCCGAAAUGGAAAGGUACAGGUCUUUUGCAAACUUUUAUAAAACCAACGGGGCAUUUCCGCAGACUGCAAAGAUUGCUCGCAUCACAACACCCAUUUUUCCCAGUGCGAGAAUUGGCAUGUCCCCUUGGAACUGCGAUAACGCCAUGCUCUGGGGAAGGAAAUCAGCGGCAAUAAACCCUAAUAGGACCAGCAUGCAUAGAAAUGACUCCCAGAGGCCGGGGAAGCCUGGCGUGCCGCCAGAGACGCUGCAAAUGGCAAAUAAUAAUUUCCUCUCUACCUUAUCCCCCGAACACUGCAGACCUUUAGCAGGAGAAUGCAUGAACAAGCUGAAAUGCGGCGCUGCUGAAGCAGAGAUAAUGAAUCUCCCAGAACGCGUUGGAACUUUUUCCACUAUUCCGGCUUUAGGGGGCAUCUCAUUACCUCCCGGGGUCAUCGUCAUGACAGCCCUUCACUCCCCCGCAGCUUCAGCAGCCGUUACAGACAGUGCGUUUCAAAUUGCCAAUCUGGCAGACUGCCCACAGAAUAAUUCCUCAGCAUCCAGUGGAAACCCAGCGAAGAAGAAAAGGAAAAGGUGUGGGGUCUGUGCACCCUGUAGGCGACUAAUCAACUGUGGUGUCUGCAGCAGUUGUCGGAACCGCAAAACGGGCCACCAGAUCUGCAAAUUUAGGAAAUGCGAGGAGCUGAAGAAGAAGCCGGGCUCGUCGCUGGAGAGGACGCCGGUGAACAAUGGCGAGGCUUUUCGGUGGUUCUUUUAAGUGGCAAGCAACAGUCGCCAUGGCCAUCCCAUCCGCCGAGGCAGGUGGGACUCUUGACACUCUGCCUGGAGCACUUGAUGGGUUCCUACAACGUGACACGUUCAACAGCUUUGGAGA
Messenger RNA from Thalassophryne amazonica, 1159 nucleotides. It is a transcript of the gene cxxc4, whose product is annotated as CXXC finger 4. Gene Ontology annotation, cellular component: nucleus. The transcript is spliced from 3 exons. Bases 173 to 1042 code for a protein of 289 amino acids. Gene Ontology annotation, molecular function: zinc ion binding; methyl-CpG binding. The record is from RefSeq and is a predicted model, not a curated record. NCBI's taxonomy places the organism in Eukaryota, Metazoa, Chordata, Actinopteri, Batrachoidiformes, Batrachoididae.